Molecule: messenger RNA, 4215 nt
Organism: Copidosoma floridanum
Lineage: Eukaryota; Metazoa; Arthropoda; Insecta; Hymenoptera; Encyrtidae
Gene: HDAC6
Product: histone deacetylase 6
Biological process (GO): epigenetic regulation of gene expression
Cellular component (GO): histone deacetylase complex
Molecular function (GO): zinc ion binding; histone deacetylase activity
Source: RefSeq, a predicted model, not a curated record
UGUUGUGAUAAUGCAACUUUAUAUUUUUUUUACGUGUUUUUGCCUCAUUAUCUGAUUCUCGCAAUACAAAAUUAAACGUGUGUAAAGUCGCGAUCGCGACAACGCUUAGGUAGUACAGGUAUACUUUCCUAUAUUGCCAUCCGCGAUUCGAUUUGACGUUUAACCUCCGUUUGUUUUGUUUACGAACUUUCUCUAUAAUACACCUGUUUACAUAGUUAUCUACAGUACUUACAUGGCAAAGCCAUCGGAAGCUCUUCUGGCUGCGAAGCGAGAGGCGCAGCAUAAAAAAGCGUUGGGAAAGAGAAACAGUAACACUAUAAUUGUCGAUAUUUACCAAAAAGCUAUUGAUUCCAAAAAAAUGGUUCGCAACGAUACCGGCUUGGUGUUCGAUCGUUCCAUGGCCGAGCAUCAAUGCUUGUGGGACGACAAAUAUCCAGAGUGUCCGGAGAGGCUGGUCAGAGUUCUUGAGAGGUGCGAGGAGCUAAAUUUGAUUCAGCGGUGUAAAUACAUCGAGCCUCGUAAUGCCGAGUACAGUGAAUUGUUGCUGAAACACUCCCCGGUGCACAUAGAAACGCUAAAAUCUACUGAUAACUGCCAAGACGUGGAUAAAUUGGAAAAACUUGCGUCCAAGUACGAUGCCGUUUACUUUCAUCCCAAAACGUAUCAGUUGUCUUUGCUGGCUACCGGAUCGACAAUCAAUUUGAUUGAGAACAUAUGUAAAGGCAUAGUACAAAAUGGAAUGGCCAUUAUACGGCCACCUGGCCACCAUGCCAUGAAAUCGGAGUAUUGUGGGUAUUGUUUUUUCAACAACGUCGCCGUAGCGGCUGAAGUGGCGUUGAAAAACAAUUUGGUCAAAAAAAUAUUGAUCGUGGAUUGGGACGUGCAUCACGGGCAAGCCACUCAGCAAAUGUUUUACAAUGACGCGAGAGUCGUGUAUUUUUCGAUACAUCGCUACGAAAACGGCGAGUUUUGGCCUAACUUGAGGGAAUCUGAUUACCAUUACGUUGGCGAAGGAGCAGGAGAAGGAUACAAUUUCAAUGUUCCUCUGAACAAAACUGGUAUGACGAACGCCGACUACUUGGCGAUAUUCCAACAAGUUUUGCUCCCAAUGGCCUACGAAUUUCAACCAGAUCUCAUCAUAGUCUCGGCUGGUUAUGAUGCAGCUCUCGGUUGUCCAGAGGGAUUAAUGAACAUUACGCCAGCCUGUUACGCUCAUUUGUUAUCUUCACUCAUGAGCCUUGCUGGUGGAAAAGUCGCAGUGAUUUUGGAGGGUGGCUACUGUCUUAAAUCGCUCGCGGAAAGUGCUGCCCUCACGCUUAGAACACUGUUAGGCGAUCCAUGUCCUAUGAUGCAAUCUUUGGAGCCAGUUUGCCAAAGCAUCCAAGAGACUAUAUUAAACGUAAUUUAUGCUCAUAGAGCUUAUUGGAAAUGUUAUCAGUACCAAGAUUCUUACAGUAUUGAUAAAACGUCGUCUAUCAACAAGAAAGAUAAGCACUUACCCACUGUUUCCUUCAACGGACCAGAAACUUUUCCAACUGUCUAUGAAACUCGAAACUGCUAUCCUGUACAGAGCAACGCCGUAAUACGAGAAAUUAAUCGAAAAUUGGAUGAGCUUAUAAAAAUAACGAAUCUCAAAAAGGCUCCAAACAGAGUAUGCGUUGUCUACGACGAGAGAAUGUUGAAACAUUACAACGUGGUGGAUGAAACUCAUCCCGAGAAGCCAGGCAGGAUUUCGAGUAUUUUUUCCAAGCACAAAGAUUACGAGUUGCUCGAUCGCUGCCUGCUACUGCAAGGAAGAGUCGCCAGUGAGGAGGAAAUCUUAUUGGCGCACGAUCCGGAGUACGUGAACAGUAUUAAAAAGACCGCUCAAACGAAACUGAAAGAACUGGUGGGUUUGUCCUCAAAGAUGAACUCUGUGUACUUGCAUCCCGAAACGUGGAACAGCGCUACGGUUGCAGCCGGUUCUCUGCUGCAAGUGGUCGACAGCGUUUUGAAUGGAGACAGCCAGAGCGGGGUGGCGAUGGUCAGACCUCCUGGACAUCACGCCGAGCCGGACGCGGCUUGCGGCUUUUGCAUUUUCAAUAACAUCGCGAUCGCCGCCAAGUACGCGGUCUCGUUCCAUCAAUUAAAACGGGUCUUGGUCGUCGAUUGGGAUAUUCAUCACGGAAACGGCACGCAAUCAAUUUUAUACGACGACCCAAAAGUACUGUACGUAUCGUUGCACCGUUACGACAACGGUAGCUUUUUUCCCCACUCAAAAUCAGCUGACUAUUCUGUAGUCGGUGAGGGCCGAGGAGAAGGAUACAACGUGAACAUCCCGUGGAACAAGAAAGGUAUGGGCGAUGCCGAAUACGUAGCAGCUUUUCAACACGUCGUCAUGCCAAUAGCUUAUCAGUACAAUCCGGAGCUGGUACUAGUGUCGGCAGGCUUCGACGCUUGUAUCGGAGAUCCCUUGGGUGGCUGCAAAGUAAGUCCCGAAAUGUUUGGCCACAUGACUUUCUGGCUGUCUUCGCUGGCAAACGGACGUAUCAUACUCAGCUUGGAGGGCGGUUACAACGUCAAUUCCAUCGGACACGCCAUGAGCAUGUGCUCGAAAGCACUGCUGGGCGACCCCUUGGUACCAUUGGAAGCGAAUUUGAGCCCUUGCUCGAGCGCAGUUACCUCAAUAAUGAACGUUCUCCGAGCGCACAAGCGCUACUGGCCGAAUUUGGUUUUUCAAAAGUCACUGCCCCAAGAAAACGUUCUUCCUAAAGCCAAAAUCCCACGUGCCAAGCCUACCGAGCGAUUGCUCUCGGAUUUCCUUGAAAAGCAACAUUCACCGGCAAACGACCAACUUCCCGUUCAAGUGGACCGUUUGAACAUCCACGAUGACGAUAGUGAAAAAAUGAGCGAGCCACGUCACGCGCCCUGUGACAAUGACGAUCCCAAUAAUGAUAAAUCAAAAACUGAACCGGACAAUAGCGCAGCGAGUAGUAGCAAUGAUGCUGGCGAACAAGGGUCAGCUCAAGCUGGAUCUUCACAAAGUAGUACAAACAACGCAACGCUGCAGGAUUACUUGAAAGAUAACUUGCAGGCGUUACUCGACGAGGACAUGUUUGCAGUCGUACCCCUUCAAGACUGUCCGCAUCUGAGUUCAGUGGCUCCUGUUCCGGAAGCCGGGAUCGACAUUCAAGCCCCGUGCGUCGAAUGCGACAGUACCCUCGAAAACUGGGUAUGUCUCGAGUGUUACACGAUUCACUGCGCUCGCAACGUUAGACAGCACGCGCUACUGCACGAACGCUCGUCACGGCAUCCUCUUACGCUAAGUUUUACCGACCUUUCGGUUUGGUGUUACGCUUGCGAGGCUUAUAUCGACAAUCCUAUUUUGUAUGCUGCGAGAAAUGCUGUUCACCAAAAAAAAUUUAAUACCGAAUUACCAUGGACCUAUUCAGAAAGUACUGAAAUUCAAGUACUUGAAGCUCUUAAUAAAUGAUCAGAGUAUCCGUGAUUACCUUGUUUUGUAAAAAAAAAAAACAAAAAACAAAAAACAAAAAAAAAGACAUUAUAGAUGUUGAACAUAAACGAGGCAUUAUAAUAAAUAUACAAUUAACAAUAUUAAUAUUAUUAUGUAGAGUUUAUUUAAUUAUUUACAUAAAAUAUCAAAAAUUUUGUAAAUCAGCGAAUUUAUAUUGUAUAGAACGUCAGAGUGAAGAUUAAAAUAUCGAUUGCAAACAAAAAUGUUUUGCAUAUAAUUUGUUCUGCGGACGCUCGAAAGUUAACUAAUACAAAAAAAAAACAGUAAUAUAUUAUAAGAAUGCCUAAGAAACUUAAUUUUAUAUUUACAUAAAAAAUACUGCUAUGUAACUUGCAAUAACGUCAAGUUUUUAUGACAAAUUAAACAAACGUACUAAAAGAGAUACAUUAUUUUAUACAAAUUUGAUCCUUGAUUCAAAUUACCAUUUUUUAAAAUAUUUUCAUACUAAACCAAGUGGUAACUGUCGAUUUAUCACGAGUAUAAUAGUAACUACAUGCAGUCUAUUUAAUUAUUUGUUUACUUUUGCUACCCUGUAAGGAACUAAUAAUUCGAUGAGCAUUAAUAUCACAAAAAUAAAAAUUCCGAAUUUGAAAUUUGCAUUGAUUGAUGCGCGUUGAUUUUUUCUUCAUCACUUUGAUCCAUCCAUUUUUUUUAGUUAAUAAGGCCACGCUAAUUUUUGCACAUACAUCCAUGAUAAAAGA